This is a messenger RNA of Camelina sativa (false flax), 1447 nucleotides long. The record is from RefSeq and is a predicted model, not a curated record. Lineage: Eukaryota; Viridiplantae; Streptophyta; Magnoliopsida; Brassicales; Brassicaceae.
GUUGGAGCUACGGGCAAACCACUGAAAGAUGUCGUUGCAGUUGGUAUUGGUGGCAGCUUUUUAGGUCCACUGUUUGUGCACACGGCUAUUCAAACAGAUCCCGAAGCUCUACAGAGUGCUAAAGGACGCCAGCUGCGAUUCCUUGCAAAUAUUGAUCCUGUUGAUGUUGCGAGAAAUAUCAAUGGACUAAAUCCAGAAACCACUUUAGUGGUGGUGGUCUCAAAAACAUUUACAACCGCUGAAACAAUGCUGAACGCUAGAACAUUGAGGGAAUGGAUUACAACUGCUCUUGGGGCUUCGGCUGUUGCAAAACACAUGGUUGCUGUCAGCACUAAUCUUGCGUUAGUGGAGAAGUUCGGUAUUGACCCAAACAAUGCAUUUGCAUUUUGGGAUUGGGUCGGCGGAAGGUACAGUGUUUGCAGUGCUGUUGGAGUCUUACCUUUGUCGCUGCAGUAUGGCUUCUCUGUGGUUGAGAAGUUUUUAAAGGGAGCUUCAAGCAUCGAUCAGCAUUUCCAGUCCACACCAUUUGAGAAGAAUAUUCCUGUGCUUUUAGGGUUGUUGAGUGUAUGGAAUGUAUCGUUUCUUGGAUAUCCUGCCAGGGCCAUCUUACCUUACUCUCAAGCCCUUGAGAAAUUUGCUCCGCACAUUCAACAGGUUAGUAUGGAGAGUAAUGGAAAGGGAGUCUCAAUUGAUGGUCUGCCUCUCCCGUAUGAGACUGGUGAGAUUGAUUUUGGUGAACCUGGAACAAAUGGUCAACACAGCUUUUACCAACUAAUUCACCAGGGACGUGUAAUCCCUUGUGAUUUUAUUGGCAUUGUGAAGAGUCAGCAACCUGUGUACCUGAAGGGAGAGGUGGUCAGUAACCAUGACGAGUUAAUGUCCAACUUUUUUGCCCAGCCUGAUGCGCUUGCAUAUGGGAAAACACCUGAACAGUUGCAGAAAGAGAACGUUUCGGAAAAUCUCAUUCCCCACAAGACAUUCUCUGGCAAUCGACCUUCUCUAAGCCUUCUACUUCCAGAAUUGACUGCUUACAGUGUUGGCCAGUUGUUGGCAAUCUAUGAACACAGAGUUGCAGUUCAAGGCUUUGUGUGGGGUAUCAAUUCGUUUGACCAGUGGGGAGUUGAGCUAGGAAAAGUUCUGGCUACUCAGGUGAGGAAGCAGCUUCAUUCAUCACGCACUCAAGGAACGGCUAUCGAGGGAUUCAAUUAUAGUACCACCACACUUUUGAAACGAUAUCUCGAGACAAGUUCCGAGCCGCAGAUCUGAUGAACAAGCCCCUGUUUCUCCGACUUCAGCCAAACGCAAACCAUUGGAGCAUUUUUCACGCUUGUUUUUCUUUUUUUGCAACUGUCCCUAAUCAGUAUACUUCAUCGGCACUCAUAAAUCAUCUAAAAAUGAGUUCUAAUAAUCCAAACCCCAUAAGUUCAGAACUGGGAGCAUAUUAUUA